AUGGCCAACCCUGCACCGGCCCCAAAAUUCAUCCUUCGCGGACACAAGGCCGCCAUCCAUGCGGCUGCUUUCAUCAGGCAGAAUGAGCGGCUUGUGACGGGAGACUCGGAAGGCUUUGUGGUUCUCUGGGAUCUUACAAUUAUGAGAGCCAGAGCUGUUUGGCGUGCGCAUGAGAAUGCAAUCUUGGGCAUCCGAGGAUGGGGGGAUGACAAAGUCAUAACUCAUGGUAGAGAUCACAAGCUGGUUGUUUGGAAAAUCACCCAAGAGGAUGAAUGUAGCCUGAGCACAGCCUUGCCUCUGGACGGCCCAGAUGUGGACAGGCGUCGGCCCUGGGUCGUUCAUCUGCUGGAAGUAAACACGAUGAACUUUUGUUCAUUCGCCGCAUGUUCAUCAGGGCACUCUCAGUACUCUCGUUUUCUCGGAGACUCCCCCGAAAUUCUUAUAGCUGUGCCAAAUACCCUUGCAUCUGAAGCCGUUGAUAUAUAUACCCUGCCCUCACAGAAGCGAAUACACACCGUGAAUCCGGGGGCAAAGAAUGGCAUGGCAAUGAGCCUAUCCUUGAUGCACCACGAAAGUCGCCUGACUUUGAUUGCUGCAUUUGAAAAUGGAUACACUUCUGUUCACCAAUUGACACUGGAGGGAGAUUGGGUCUUGACAUAUAAAACACAGGCCCAUUCGCAGCCAAUUCUAUCCCUCGAUCCUCGACCAGACCUGAAGUGCUUCUUCACAUCAGGAGCAGACGCUAUCAUUGCGAAACACCCCAUUCCGACAGCCCCGCAAGAGAUAGCCAAGCCAUUCAACCCAAAAGAGCGUGUUAUUGAGGAAAUUGACGACAUACCCAAGCCGGGCAAUUCCCUUCUUUCCGAUGCUUUGAAAGAGGACGGCCCCAAGAGGAGACAAGGUCAAGAAACCAUCUUGGAAGAGUGGAAGCAUCCACGAAAAGUAACCAAUACCAAACAUUCCGGACAACAGAGCCUCGAGGUCCGGUCCGACGGAACAAUCUUUGCAACUGCUGGAUGGGACUCCAAGAUCCGAUUGUACUCCUGCAAGACCCUCAAAGAACUCGCUGUACUGAAGUGGCAUAAAGACGGUGCAUAUGCAGUCUCCUUCUCAGAUGUUGGACCACCACCUCGACAAACCGACGAGACACAUGCAGAAACUCAAGACGACUCUGAAGAACAACAAAGUGAAAACGCAGUUGACCUGAGUCGAAUGUCUGUCCGAGACAGACGAGUUCAUCGCGUCAAAGCAGCUCAUUGGAUUGCUGCAGGCGCCAAGGACGGCAAAGUGAGUCUGUGGGACAUGUACUGA
Pochonia chlamydosporia 170 is the source of this 1311-nucleotide messenger RNA. RefSeq names its product WD40 repeat-like-containing domain-containing protein. Bases 1 to 1311 code for a protein of 436 amino acids. NCBI's taxonomy places the organism in Eukaryota, Fungi, Ascomycota, Sordariomycetes, Hypocreales, Clavicipitaceae. The record is from RefSeq and is a predicted model, not a curated record. The transcript has 3 exons. Gene Ontology annotation, molecular function: protein binding.